Molecule: messenger RNA, 8335 nt
Organism: Eublepharis macularius
Lineage: Eukaryota; Metazoa; Chordata; Lepidosauria; Squamata; Eublepharidae
Gene: RPRD2
Product: regulation of nuclear pre-mRNA domain containing 2
Exons: 11
Coding region: 1-4416 (1471 amino acids)
Biological process (GO): mRNA 3'-end processing
Cellular component (GO): RNA polymerase II, holoenzyme
Molecular function (GO): RNA polymerase II C-terminal domain binding
Source: RefSeq, a predicted model, not a curated record
AUGGCGGCCGGCGGCGGCACCAGCGGCGGGGGCGGCAAGGCCUCGUCGUCCUCGUCCUCCUCCUCGUCGUCCUCGUCCUCGGCGUCGUCGUCCUCGGCGGCCGCGGGCCUGCUGGAGGCGACGCUGGAGAGGAAGCUGCAGGCCCUGACCAACACCAUGGAGUCCAUCCAGGGCCUCUCCUCCUGGUGCCUGGAGAACAAGCGGCACCACGGCGCCAUCGUCCGCCUCUGGAUGAAGGCCAUGCGCAGAGCUGCCUUUCCUCAUCGCUUGAACCUUUUUUACCUGGCCAACGACGUCAUACAGAACUGUAAGCGGAAAAAUGCAAUUGUGUUCCGUGAUACGUUUGCCGAAGUGCUCCCAGACGCAGCAGCCUUGGUGAAAGACCCAUCAGUUGCUAAAUCGAUAGAAAGGAUCUUUAAAAUCUGGGAAGACAGAAAUGUGUAUCCAGAAGAAACCAUCACAUCCCUAAAGGAAGCUUUAAGUUCCUCUUUCAAAACUCAGAAGCAGCAGAAAGAAACUCAGAGCAAACAACCAACUAAGUCAUGGAAGAAAUCUCAAACCUCUGCGAAUCCAAAAGCUGCUCUGAAGUCCAAGAUCGUUGCAGAAUUCCGACCGCAGUCUCUUGUCGAUGAGCUUCUGUUAUACAAGCGCUCCGAAGACCAGAUCGAACUGAAGGAGAAGCAGCUGGCCACCAUGAGGGUCGAUGUGUGCAGCACCGAAACCCUGAAGUGCUUGAAAGACAAAACCGGUGGGAAGAAGUUCUCCAAGGAGUUUGAAGAAGCGAGUGCAAAGCUGGAAGAAUUUGUGAACAGCCUAGACAAACAAGUGAAAAAUGCUCCUUCCUUAACAGAAGUGCUUGAAAAUGCAGGGAUCUUUUACGAAGCGCAAUAUAAGGAGGUCAAAGUGGUCGCAAAUGCUUAUAAAACAUUUGCCAACCGAGUGAACAACCUCAAGAAGAAGCUGGAUCAGUUGAAGGCAACCCUGCCCGACCCCGAAGAGUCUCCUGUUCCAUCGCCGAGCAUGGACGCCCCGUCCCCAACAGGCUCGGAGUCUCCCUUCCAAGGGAUGGGGGAAGAGGAGAACUCCCCAUUGCCUGAGGCAGAGAGGAAGAAGUCGCCUUCUCCGGAGCCUGCGACCGACAACCGGGACGUUGAGGACAUGGAGCUGUCUGAUGUGGAAGAAGAGGCCCCAAAGAUCAUAGUGGAAGAGAGGAAGGAGAAACCAGCCGUUCCUGCCCCGGCUGCUCCCAAGGUGGCAGACAGCGUCCCGAAAGUGCCUCCUUCAGCUUCAGCACCGGCGGCUGGAGGGGCGGCGGCGGCGGCAGCAGCUGCAGGAGCAACAGCUGUGGCUCCAGCCCCCGUGACUCCUCCGACACCGAAGCCAGCCAACCCCACGCCUCUUCCUCCAUCGCCGGCACUUGCGUUGCCCAAUCUGGCCAAUGUGGACCUGGCAAAGAUCAGCUCCAUUCUGAGCAGUUUGACUUCUGUGAUGAAGAACACAGGAGUCAGCCCUGCCUCAAGACCUUCUCCGGGUACCCCGACGAGUCCAUCAACGCUUGCGGGAGGCUUGAAAGCUCCGCUUGCGGGUGCCCCAUCUGCACCCCCAAACCCACUGGCAAAUAUCCUGUCCAAAGUGGAAAUAACCCCCGAGAGCAUUCUGUCUGUGCUCUCGAAAACUCAGACCCAGGCAACUCCAACUUUGCAAGGCUUGUCCUCGUUGCUUCAGAGUGUUGCUGGCAACACAGCCCAGCCAGGCGAGAUGGCGUCUCAGAGCACGGCCGCCUCCCCUGCCGCCGCCACAGCCCCUUGCAUGAAAGGGAGGAAUGUUUCUCCCAAUGCUCAGCCUUUUAUGCCGCAGGGUUUUGGUUAUUCUCCCAAUUCUUCCUCCUCUGAGGUUUCUUCCACAUCCAUCAACAAGGCUCCCCUUGGGCAUAGCGCGGGGCUCUCCAGUUCCAGUUUUAAGCCUCCUGCCAACGCCUUGGGCUUUGCCAGCUCCCAGGCCAGCCGACCACCCCUUCGCCCAGCGGAGACCCCAAUGAGCCAGUCUUCUGAGAUUUCGGAGACUAAAGUGGAGUCUGAGCCCACUUCUCCGAGCCUGGAAAUGAAGAUACACAAUUUCCUGAAGGGCAACCCUGGCUUCAGUGGCUUGAAUCUGAAUAUUCCAAUUUUAAGUAGCUUGGGAUCCAACGUGCCGCCCGAGAGCCAGUCUUCAUCCUCAGAUUUUAAUCGCGGGCCGACGAGCACUUCUGUGGACAGCAUAGACGGCACUCCUGUUCGUGACGAGCGGAGCGGAACGCCUACUCAGGAUGAGAUGAUGGACAAACCCUCAUCCAGCAAUGUGGACACGCUGUCCCUUCUCUCGAAGAUAAUAAGCCCGGGCUCUUCUACCCCGAGUAGCACAAGGUCACCUCUCCAGAGCCGAGAAGACAGCUAUCCCCAGGACCUGUCGAAUUCGGUGUACAGGUCUUUUGGGAUGAGUCGGGAUUCUCCAGCUGGCAUGUACAAACAGCCCUCUGACAAUAUGGAAUUACCUUCGUCCUUAAUGGACUCCCCUCAAGAGAAGUUCUACCCUGACACUUCCUUCCAAGAGGAUGAAGAUUACCGUGAUUUUGAUUAUUCGGGCCCUCCACCCUCUGCCCUGGUAAACUUGGAGAAGCAACCGGCAAAAUCUAUCUUGAAAUCUGGGAAGCUUGCUGAUUCUGCAGAGUACCAACCAGUUCUGCCAGGGUACAGUCAGAGGCCCUCUGGAUUUGGCAUGAAAUCCUCUUUCCCUCAGUCGAUGCGAUCCCUCCAUGACCAGAGCGACAGCUGUGACCCAUUGUCCUCUCCUGGAAUGUAUGGGAGUUACAAUUUACGGGGGAACGACUCUGGCUCAGACGCCUCCCCUGCCUCGAGUAAGAACGAGGCCUUUUUCAGCCCAGACUCCAAUCACAAUAGCUUGUCCAAAUCGAUGCCGCACUCCGGCGUGUCCCAGAAACAGUACCCAGAUUCUCCUCACUUGGUUCCACACAGGUCGCUCUUCUCUCCCCAGAACGCUCUCUUGUCCCCAGCUAGUCGACCUCCUGCGUCCAGUGUGGACAAACCCACCGCGUCUUCCAUCUCUGCCACUUCAACCAUCGAGUUCAAGAACAUGCUUAAAAAUGCAUCUCGAAAGCCCUCUGAGGACAGCAAGCAUUUUAGUCAGGUCCCUAAAGGCGGUGCUAGUGAUGGCGCUAGUCUUGGCCAGACUGGAAUUUCGGCAGGGGAGCAGCCAGAUCAGCAAGAGGAGCAUUACCGGAUCGAGACCAGGGUAUCAUCCUCGUGUUUAGAUUUGCCUGAUAGCACCGAAGAGAAAGGAGCCCCCAUAGAAACCUUAGGGUACCAUAAUGCAUCCAGUAGGGGGAUGUCUGGUGAGCCCAUUCAGACCGUAGAGUCCAUAAGAGUUCUCGGGAAGGGGAGUCGAGGACACGGGCGAGAAGCAAGCAGGGCAGGGUGGUUCGAUAAUGGGCCUUCGAGCGCAACAGAGAUGCCCACCAUGGGCACUGGCAGCGGUGCAUCCAGCUUUCAGACGCAGUACAAAGACCGGGUGCCAUCGUUCCAGGAGAAUGUCAACAACUUCAGAACCAGUAACUUCAGCACUUCCUUUGAUCGUCACGUGCCGCCACCGCUUGGGCCGCCUCCCCUAGAACAUGGGACUUCCUUCCCAAGGGACCAAAUGGGGCCACCUCCUUCAGGGCCUCAGUCUCUUCCACCAAAGGAUCUUGGCAGCCUUUUUCCUAGGGAUCACUCGGUCCCCCCUCCACGCAUGCCAUCAGUGGAUCACAGUAGCCCUUUCUCAAAAGAAACACCAUCUCCACUUACCAUGCCUCGUGCUGUUCCUCCUCCCCCUCCUCCUUCCUUAGAACGCGGGGGAGUUCCAUUUCCUACUCAGCCCCCCCCUCCUCUCCCCGUGGAACACCCCAGCGUUCCCUUCUCCACCCCUCCGCCGCCUCCUGGGGAUCUUGGCCUUCCAUUUCCUGCUCCUCCCCUUGCUGCGGAACAUGGGGGCCCGUUUGCCAAGGAUCUUGGUGCGGUUCAUCAAGGAACAAUGAAAGAGCAUUUUAACAUACAAUCAGGCGCACCGCGGGACCAAGCUGCCCAGCCUCAGCGCGACCAUGGGGGUCAGUCCAUUGGUCGAGCUCGAGAGAACGUAGGCCUGUCCACCCUUUCAAGAGAUCCGCUGGGGCCAACCCUUAAUGUUGGAUCCUCUGUCCUGACUCACAGAGACACCACAAACCGAGGAGGGAUGGGGGCUAGGAACCAGCGGCCAGACUUUAGACCUAGGGAGUCUUUCUUAAACAGAGACCCCUUUAAUAACUUAAAAAGGCCUCGGCCCCCAUUUGCGAGGGGCCCUCCCUUCUUUGCACCAAAACGCCCUUUCUUCCCUCCCAGGUACUGAAUGAAGGUGUUCCGGAACUUUCUAGAGAGCAGUGGAAGUAGUACUUUCACUUUCAUUUCAUAUUUUCCCUAAAGGGCCCUACAACUUUUUUGGUUCUGAAUUAAGGUAUGUUCUGUCCUACAACACACACAAACACACACACACAUUGUUCUGUUGGUUUAUUGUGGAAGUUAGUUGUUGGUCUGAAAUCUAGGUAUGGAAGUAGGGGGUGCUGCAGAGUAAUUUAAGAACUAAUCUUAAAAUAGUUGUUGAAAUAAAACUUUUGGUAGCUUCAAAUAAUUAAUCAACACUGGGAUUUUUGUAGCCAGUUCUCCAAAUUGGAACUCCCCUGGGAGGGAGGUGGGAGCCAGGGAGGAAUUUUGCACAGACAGGUGAAGGAAGGCACAGAUUCUGAGAAUGCAGAGCCGUGGCUUCUGUUCUCGCAACGGUCACCCUUCCUGAGCCUGCCUUUUUGUCCCCAGCUGCUCCAUCUCCUUCCUGUGGUGGCUUGUGCUUAUUUUUCUCCUUGGACUUCUUUGGUGCCUGCUGGAAUCCAUCUGCCCCUGGAAGAAAAAAGGAAGGGGUGCCCAUCUUUGCUUGCUAAUUCUCCUUUUUUGCAGCCCUUUUAGGUUCUUAAGGUUCUCCUGGUUUUUUUUGGUUUGUUGAGGGGAAAGAAGCUUUGGCCUCGAGUAACUUGAGCUCCUCAGCCCAUGAUCUGCAGGUCGGCUGGCCGUCUGGCCAGCCAGUCUCGGGAGGAGCCUCAGGGAGGGCGGAGUCUGUUUCUCGCCCCCCUUUGCUGUUGCUGUGCUUGUACCUGGCUGAGGCUUGAGGGGAGGGUGUGGCGUGGCCUGUUCCUCCUUUCCAUAGUUACUCCUAGCCAAAAUGCUUCCUUUGGUCCUCCCAGAAAGGACUGAUGGGACAGCUGGUAAUCCAUGGGCAGGAGUUGGUCCUUGGCCAUCAUGCUAAACAAGGUCCCUGAUGAAGCUUGCUAUGCCAGCUGCUUUUUCUAGAGGUCUGUUCGAUAAGCGCACAACAGUGGUUCUGUUUGCUUUCUAAAAUGGAAACACCUGCGAGGAGAGGUGUGGCCGGUUGAGAGAAGCAUUGCCUAUUCAGGUGUGUGUUUAGGUCGGGCGUGCAUACCGGCGCCUCUGUCUUGGCUUAGUCCGUUUGCAUCUCCCCUGAGGCCCAAAUGGUGAGACCCGGUGGCAUCACUCCCCCACACAGCUCUGGCGCUAGCCUGCUCGCUCUCCGCUGCUGCUCUUGGCAUUGCAAGCUAUGCUGCUGACAGGUUAGGACUGCAAGGGCACCAGGCAGAUUCUCUCCCUCCUCCCUCCCAUCUCUCCCCUUCUCUAUACACAGCUGUGGACAUAGACUACUUCUGUGUGAAAAUUGUGAGUUUGUUAAUAGUUGAUUUAAAAAAAAAAUACUUUAGGCAACAGGAAAGAUGUUGUGUUCUGCCAUUUAUGUGUUUGGAAGAGUAAUACCUCUUAGAUUGUGUGUGCAGACAUUUUUUUUUUAGUACGGAAGAUGUAUGUGCCAUUCAUAUACUGAGAGAAUUUCAGGUGUCCUGGGUUUAUGAAUGUGUGUUAAUUCAGCUUUUCCCAGACUUCCAGAAGAUGCAAUAUUAGACCACCAUGGCUAAAAAAAUCCUGUGCUGAUGUAGGAGGAGCACCCUGGCAGUGCACCCAAGCUGUGAGGCAUCCCGUGUCCCAUGAUGAACAGUUGAGUUCUGUUCCAGCCUCAGUUGAAGUGAGCGACAAAUCAACCCAAAGUUCUGCAGGGGUGAGGACAAGAAAAUGGAACAAAAUGGGGAAACUCCCAGUGGGGCUCAUUUGCGGAAGGGAGAAGAAAUGCAGACUGGAAGAUCCACCACAAGUGGGCUUUGCUUUUCUGAGGAUGCCUGGGAUUGCUGUCCGGUGAGGGCACAGGAGCGCUGCAGCUUUGCCCAAAUUAAAAAUCGGAAGGGGGGGGGUGGAGUCUAGGGGAGCAGCAGAAUGUUUAAGUUUCGAGUGCCUGCAGCUCACCUUGCCCAGUCGUCAUUAAGCAUGGAACUGUAGUGCCCCACCUGUUCUCCGUGCAAGAACAGCUGGUGCGAGGGCUAGUUUGUGGUAGCCCUGUAUUUUUCCUAAGCUGCAUGGUUUUUGCAACCUGCUCGUGUUCUUAAUAUUUCAUCUUUAGAGAUGGGGUUUGUUUUGGAAGAGAAAUGUUCAGACUGCGCUGUCUGGGUCCCCGAGGGCAUGAUCCAGCGGCUGGACGUUCUCCUGUGGGAGCCACUGGGACCUGCGAGUGGGUGGGUUUCAUUGGACCUUCCACAGGACAACUGUGCAGCAGAUUCUGCCUCCAGCCACCUUUGCCCCUUUCCAUCCUGUUUUUAAGACAGACUUCAGAACACAAAAGUUCUUGGGUUCUCUACCCCCUUCCCCAUAAAAUGUGAUUUUUUAUUUUAUUUUAAUUUCUGCCUCUUUCUCUUCGAGGGCAGUUUCAGUAACUUGAGGAAAUCCAGGGGUAUUGAAACUGCCUUAGAGCUGCUUCUCCUAAAAUUGCAUUGCAAUAGGAAAUGGCUUCUAGCAAUCAGAGGUGUUCCCUUUGGGCAUCUUGCAGGAAAAGGACUGACAAGAAACCUCCUUUGUAAAAAGGCAAUAUAUUUUAAUGGUAAAGCUCCCUGUCUCUUUUUUAAUUCCAGAUUUUGUGCUUUUACUUUAAAUUGCUGACAACAGCUGAUGGUGAUGAUGUACAUAUGUGUAAAAAAGAAAAAAAAAGGUUGUUCGACAGGAAGUCUUUUUCUGUCUCGGGUUUUUCCUUCCCUUAGCUUUGCUGUUACUUUUUGUAUUUCACCUGAUAAGGGAAAAAUAAACACAUAUUUUUUAAGGAAAGCAUUAGUCUCUCUCAUGGAAGGACAGAAUUGCCUAAGAGGAAAGGAAGCUUACAGCCUGUUGGUUGGCUGUUCCAAGAACACAAGAGGUAUAGUGGGAAGCACACACCCCCCUGCCCCCGGCACAGCUUUGAAUGCCCAUUGAGAAUGGAAGGUUUGGUGUGGUGUGUGAAUUGCCAGACUGAUCAAAGUGCAUCUUCCAUAGCAGCUCCCAGUAAACGUGUGUCUUGGCCAUUGAAGGGGAAAGACUAGCUGAUCGCGGGGGAAAUGGGGGGCGGGGGGGGGGGCAUGUCGGUCCUGCUUGUGGCAUUCUAGACAGCAUCUUCUUUGCCUGCAGAGCGAUAGUUGAAUUGGGAAAGCAGAACCGAUGCUGUCUUGCCUUCCAGUAUGGAGCAAGCGACUGCAUUCAGAGGCCCACGGUGACGGUUCCGUGGUUGGGGGGCGGCGGCAGUGGUGGGGCCAUUUUGAAAAUGCUGUAAAUAAUCAGUGUGCUUCUUUUUGUGCCUGUUGAAAAGCUCCGUUGGGUCUUUGUUGGCUUGAUAUUCUCAAGUGUUUCAUUUGGGGGGGGGGGGCGGGGAGACCAGGAGAUGCUUUAAAGUGAAGACACAGCAGAUGGUUUCUGGACUGUAUAAAUUCCUUUAAUAAAAUAACUAGUUUGACUGUUUUCAUAUUCUUGUAAAUAAGCCCUCUUUUAAGUGUGCAAUAGGUGCAAGAACACAAUUGAAGAGCAGAGAGAUCUCUCCUGUGCUUUGCAAUGUAGGACGACCACCUGGGCUUGCCUUGGCUUACUAGUGGAGGGCAGAGCCGCCUGAAAUCAAGGGGGGGACCAGCGGAUGGGAGAACCACGAUCCCAGCAGCGGAGACAACAUCCUGCCUGUGAAACGUGUUUGGGAAGUUUGACUGUUCCUCUUAAUGAUAUGCAAUCUGUACGUGGGAAGGUGAUCUCGAAACAGCACCUUUUCCCAAGCAAAAACAAAUGGAUGGUUGGAUUUUCGAGGUAUCCUCCUCACCUGCCCUCCUCCCCCCCCCUAUUUUGUAUUGUAUGCUAAUAAAGUGUUCUUGACUUGG